This is a messenger RNA of Cydia pomonella (codling moth), 2225 nucleotides long. Its product is annotated as sialin. The transcript is spliced from 12 exons. Gene Ontology annotation, molecular function: transmembrane transporter activity. The record is from RefSeq and is a predicted model, not a curated record. Gene Ontology annotation, cellular component: plasma membrane. Gene Ontology annotation, biological process: transmembrane transport; monoatomic anion transport. Bases 214 to 1680 code for a protein of 488 amino acids. Lineage: Eukaryota; Metazoa; Arthropoda; Insecta; Lepidoptera; Tortricidae.
UCGCGCCAGUCGGGUUUCUGCGCUUGUCGGAGGAGGUUGUGUGUACUUCUCGGCUCUAGAGUUUUCGUAUUUCGUUUUAAUUUAAUAAUUACUAUUUAAGUUAACUUCGCUGUAUUACAGUUUAUUUGAGUGAUCGCUUUUAAGUGUUGUAAAGUUAAGUGUUUAUUAAUUUAUCGUAGUGUUUUAAGAUCCCUAACUCAUUCCAAAGGCAGCAUGUCUAAAACAGAGAAGUCAUUUCCGAGAAACUUCACAGGAUGUCUAACAUGCGUUCAAGUGUUAAACAUUAUGGUGCUCCUCGGCUUCAUGCUGAAUUACGCGCUACGAGUGAACCUGACCAUCGCCAUCGUUGAAAUGAUCAUACCGACCACCAACACUACCAAUGUUACCGAAACGGCCAAUGUUACUGACAUCUUCAAUGUUACUGAGCACCCGCACAGAGAACAGACCCGUUACCAAUGGGACACGACACAGAAGAACAUGCUGCUCGGCUGCUUCUUCUGGGGCUACGUGCUGACAGAACUACCGGGAGGGCGGCUCGCCGAAAUUAUCGGGGCCAGACGAGUGUUCGGCUACAGCACCCUACUAGCCAGCAUCCUCACCCUCCUAAGUCCAGGCGCCGCCGCUGCUGGUUUCGGGUGGAUUGUCGCCCUCCGAGUCCUCCUAGGCUUCUUAUUGGGAGCUACAUGGCCAGCCAUCCUGCCUAUGGCUUCUAAGUGGAUCCCGCCGAUGGACAGAUCAAAGUUCAUGUCUAAUAUGAUGGCGUCUUCUCUCGGUGCGGCUAUUACUAUGCCGAUCUGCGGGUUCCUCAUCGCGCAUCUAGGUUGGGAAUCGUCCUUCUACUUCACUGGGAUAAUCGGCUUGAUGUGGUCCCUAGCGUGGUUCGCUGUUGUAUACGACUCUCCCGCCGAGCAUCCCCGCAUCUCAGACACAGAGAGAAACUACCUCUUGAAAGUUCUUCCUCAGGACGAAAACGCCAAGAAAGGACACAUGCCCGUCCCCUGGUGUCAGAUGCUGACCUCCCCUCCCGUCUGGGCCAUCAUCAUCACCCACGGCUGCUCGGUCUUCGGAUACUUUACCGUCGUCAACCAGCUGCCUACUUAUAUUGAGAGCAUCCUUCAUUACAGCAUCAAACACAAUGGCCUCCUAUCCUCCCUGCCCUACCUGGGCAAGUACCUGUGCGCGCUCGCCUCAUCCGUGCUCGCCGACAGCCUCCGCCGGAGCGGCAGGCUGUCCACCACGUCAGCCAGGAAGCUGUUCACCGGCUUCGCAGUCGGACUACCCGGAGUCCUGAUGGUCGCGCAAGCGUUCUUCGGCCACGACCGAGUAUGGUCGGUCGCCAUCUUCACUAUCGCUCUCACCAUCAACGGGGCAGUCACGGCCGGCUACCUCGGCAAUGGACUCGACAUCGCUCCCAACUUUAGUGGAACCAUUUUCGGGAUGGCGAACACGUUGUCUUCGCUCGGCGGCUGGCUGUCUACCUUCAUGGUCGGAGAACUUACCAAAGAACAUAACACGUACGCGCAAUGGCAGAUAGUAUUCUUCAUCCUCGCGGGCGUGUACGUGGUGGGCGCGCUCAGCUUCACCACCUUCGGCUCCGGCGAGCUGCAGCCCUGGAACGCGCGCCGGCCGGCCAGGGAGCAGGAACCGCUCAACGAUACCGAAAAGGCUGAGAAGGCGUAAGGCGAGAUAUUACGUGUUUUAUAUCACAUAUAUUCAAACAGUCCGAUUGGCUAAUUUAUGUAAUGUACAGUCGCCAUCAGAUAUAUCGGAGCGGCCAAGGCGCUCACAAAUAUCUGAUCACGCAUCUAUUGACAUGGCGUUAAGAGUGCGUGUUCAGAUAUUUUUGCGCAUCUCGGCCGCUCCGAUAUAUAUGAUGGCGGCUGUACCAAUUGUAAAGUGACGACUUAGCAAUUGAACUGUCGUUGAAUGAAUGAUAAGAUUAGGCUGUUAUGCGAAAGGCUGGUUCUUUCAUACAUCGUUUCACUGAAAUUCGAGAAAUCGUAAGGCGAGAAACUCUUACCACGUACACAUAAUGAUAGAUAGUAUAGAGAAACAGGAGCUACUCAAUGAUACUGAGAAGGCGUAAAUUGGAAGAGAAGAUUUUAGGUCCAUUCGCCGAAAAUUCAAACGAGCGAACUGUAACUAUAGUAGCUACACGUGUUAAAGACGACAUUCGGUUAAAGUCGAUUCGACGAUAAUUCAAAAAGACGAGUGACAGUUCAUGC